Messenger RNA from Pterocles gutturalis (yellow-throated sandgrouse), 1531 nucleotides. RefSeq names its product mannosyl-oligosaccharide 1,2-alpha-mannosidase IA-like. The record is from RefSeq and is a predicted model, not a curated record. The annotation marks the transcript as partial. The transcript has 8 exons. Gene Ontology annotation, cellular component: Golgi membrane; extracellular exosome; endoplasmic reticulum. NCBI's taxonomy places the organism in Eukaryota, Metazoa, Chordata, Aves, Pterocliformes, Pteroclidae. Gene Ontology annotation, biological process: carbohydrate metabolic process; N-glycan processing. Gene Ontology annotation, molecular function: mannosyl-oligosaccharide 1,2-alpha-mannosidase activity; calcium ion binding.
UGGGAGCAACAAUGCUUUUUCCAACACUUUGUUUUUUCUUAACUUACAGGUUUUCCGAAAAAAGGCAGUGGAGCUUGGAGAGAAAUUGCUACCUGCUUUCAACACUCCUACAGGGAUACCUUGGGCAUUGCUUAAUAUCAAGAGUGGAAUCGGUCGAAAUUGGCCAUGGGCCUCUGGUGGCAGCAGCAUUUUGGCAGAAUUUGGGACUUUGCAUCUGGAGUUCAUACACUUGAGCCACCUGUCUGGAAACCCUGUCUUUGCUGAAAAGGUAAUGAAUAUUCGAAAAGUUCUAAAUCGACUGGAUAAACCAGAGGGCCUUUACCCCAACUAUCUGAAUCCCAGCAGUGGCCAAUGGGGCCAGCAUCACGUCUCCAUUGGAGGGCUUGGGGAUAGCUUUUAUGAAUAUUUGCUGAAGGCAUGGUUGAUGUCAGACAAGACAGAUGAAGAAGGCAAGAAAAUGUAUUAUGAUGCUGUUCAGGCCAUAGAGACCCACCUCAUUCGCAAAUCAAGCGGAGGGCUGACAUACAUCGCUGAGUGGAAGGGUGGACUGCUUGAACAUAAAAUGGGACAUCUCACUUGUUUUGCUGGAGGCAUGUUUGCUCUUGGAGCAGAUGGAGCACCUAAUGACAAGACGGGCCAUCACAUUGAGCUUGGUGCUGAAAUUGCCAGGACUUGCCAUGAAUCCUAUGAUCGCACAAGCAUGAAACUGGGACCAGAAGCCUUCAGGUUUGAUGGUGGUGUUGAGGCCAUUGCUACAAGACAAAAUGAAAAAUACUACAUCCUACGACCAGAAGUCAUAGAAACCCACAUGUACAUGUGGCGGCUCACUCAUGACCCAAAGUACAGGCAGUGGGGAUGGGAAGCUGUAGAGGCACUGGAAAAACAUUGCAGAGUAGAUGGUGGCUAUUCUGGCAUUAGAGAUGUUUAUAACAAUCAUGAAAGCCAUGAUGAUGUACAGCAAAGUUUCUUCCUUUCAGAGACACUCAAGUACUUGUAUUUGCUGUUUUCAGAAGAUGAUCUUCUUCCAUUCGAACACUGGGUCUUCAACACAGAGGCUCAUCCUCUCCCUGUUCUUCACAAAGAUGAUGAAAAUAAAGAAUAAAACCAGAAACAGAUGAAGAUUAACUUAUACUUUGUUUCAUUCCUUAUGUUUCUUUCCAGGACUUGGGCACAUAAUUUGGUUUUAAAUUCCUGAGUUAAGUUUUUAAAUCAAGUAUUUUGCAGUCUGUUUUCUUUAACAGCAAAUGUUUAUGAAUGGACCUCAACUGAUUAUGGUAAAACUUCAUUCCUCUUACCCAGCUGAACCACUUCUUAGAAGAGAAAUAGGACAUAUCUCCAGAGUUUUUUAGGCUGCAGUGUCAUCUUGGCCAAAAAGAGCAGAGGGUCUGCAUGUUACUUGUUUCCUGUUAUGCUUUUAAUUUGACUGCAAAAUUCUUUUCUCCUCUGUGAGGAGAUGUCUGCUUUAAGCUGUAAUAUUUUGCCAUGUUGCAAAAAGCCAUAUUGAAUUAAGUAUAAAGAGCUUUUUUUUGUC